AUGGCUCCCAAGGGAAUGGCUACCACCACCGAUCUCACCAAGUGUCGCCCCCCUGGCGAUGCGAUCGUGACGCCUUCUGAAGCUCAGUGCCCCGUUAAAGCCCCCAAGGUGUGUGCUAGUGACGGGAGAAACUACCCCUGUGCUGACGUGGCACCCAAGGGGCUGCUGACGACGACAGACCUAUCAGCUUGCCAGGCACCUGCCACGUGUCCCUGGUCCACGUCAGCAUACAGCAAAUCCAGCCUGGCCCUCUUGGCCAAUGCAUGCAGCACCCUCGCUCCCUCCUCUUCCUCCUCCACACCUCUUCCCAUUACCCCUUCUCUGAUUGGCUGCUGUGCUGCCACGUCAGCAAUCCUCCAAUCUACUGCCAUUGCCACGGCAAAGGCUAAAUCGCCGAGGGUAAAUACCCCUGCAGUUUACGAUGCCCGUGCCGGGCAGUGCAUGAAGGAUUUUGUACCCUAUUUACAAUCACCAAAAGCGGCGUUCGCAGCAGCUACGGCAGCAGCAGCAGCUGCACUUUCUAAGUUUAAUCCAGUGCUACAGUGCGGGCGGCUGGGGCUUGGGGCGACGCAAUUCGGACUGGAGGGAGGCAAGGGGGCAUGCCGAGGGAUUACCACAGAGGCCCAGCUCCUAUCCGCGUUAAAGGCCUCCCCAGUAUGGUGGGUGAGCAGCUACAUGCAAAAGGACUGCAGCAGCACCACCGGCAGCACUGGUCGUUGCCUGGACUGUGCCAAGCAAGUCUUCACCCUCUUUGAUGCGCUUAUUCGCCCUGGGGACUCAGUGCCUCAGAAGCAGCGCUGCUGGGCUUUAAUCUCCUACUAUGCGGCGUCUUCACUCGGCAACUCCACCAGUCAAAGCAACGGCAUCGCCCUUUGCCUGCAUAAGAACGCUCCUAACUCCCUCCUACCUACCGGGACCACUAUCAAGGCAGCUACUAUUAAGCCUGCCGCUACUAUUAGGCCUCCGAGUCUGCCUCCUGUGAAGCCUACUAUUAAGAUAGCUCUCGGCGAUGCUGAUUUUCAGCCAAUAGGAGACACCCUUCCACGUCAGCAAGUCCUUGAUCCUUCCCCAACCUCCACCUUCCGCGCUGCAGUUGACACGUCAUCGGGCGCCAGCUCAGCGCCGUCCACGUCAGCGGGGUCCACGUCAGCAACGGCGAUAAUUCUCGCCAGCGUGGCGCUGGCGGUCCUGCUGGCAGCAGUCGUGGCAGCAACGAUCCUAGCUGUCAGGGGGGCACGGCACAACAUGCACAGGCAGAGGCUCGCCUCCUCUAUCUCCGUGUAUCCUAGUGGUUCCGUCUCAGCGGCUUUAAGUUCCGGCACGCCCCUUAAAGCCUCGGUUUCAGGGUCGGAGGCUUGGGGUGGAUCGUCAGGAGUGAGGGAGGGAGGAGUGUCGAGGGAUGGGUCUGUUUCUUCUCUGGUUGGGCCGGGCGUGCUUGCUGCUGUUCCUGCUGCUGCUGCUGCUGCUGCUGCUCCUCCUCCUCCUGCUGGGCUGUCAACAGCCCGGGCAGUGGGUAAGUAA
Molecule: messenger RNA, 1521 nt
Organism: Closterium sp. Naga37s-1
Lineage: Eukaryota; Viridiplantae; Streptophyta; Zygnematophyceae; Desmidiales; Closteriaceae
Source: the annotation of a GenBank genome assembly